GCUCGUACGAUGGAUGGUGGCGGCGGCACAAGGUGGGGUUUGUGCCUGACUCAGCGGUCUAGAACCCCGAGUUGAAGGGCACGUCUGAUUGGAUCCCGUCGGUCGUGACAUUCUUAGCUAUGACCUCAGGCUCGUGAACCUUUGUCGUGACAGCGCUCUCCACAUCCUCGAUAUCGCCAUAAUGGCCCCCCCUUCAACUAUGUGCGCGUCUUGCCUGCGAAUAGCGAUAAGGACAAAGAUACGGCGGCCGGCCGAUCCUAUCGCCGCCGCAGCUCAAUCCAUGCGAGCGUACAGCAGAGCAGCACCGCACGCCACUUCGCAAUCGCUGUUCCUCGACUUUCUGGCGCCUUCAUCUCCACGAAGAACUGCAACAUAUCUGCCAAUAAAAAGUUUAACAUUCUCACAACCACAACACAUACCACGACGAGCCCUCGCCACAUCAUCCGACGCCUCCACCGCAAAGCCCGCCCAUGCGAUCCAAAACCCACGCACCGACGACUCCGGCAAACCCAUGCUGAUCUCCAUAGCGCCCCGUGCAUCGAAUCGGCUUCAGAAGAUCUCUUUGGGCGACAACAACCCGAACCUUGCGUUGCGCGUAAGCAUCGAGAGCGGCGGAUGUCACGGCUUCCAGUACCUCAUGGACUUGACCGACUUAUCCAAGAACCCAGCGAACGAGGAAGAUACCAUAUUUGAGGGAGAGAAGGGAGAGAAGAUCGUUGUCGACGAGUCUAGUUUGGAGUUGUUGAAUGGAAGUACGGUGGAUUAUACCAUGGAGUUGAUAGGGAGCCAGUUCAAGAUCACCGGCAUACCCGGGGCGACGAGUAGUUGUGGGUGCGGGACAAGCUUUGACAUCAAGAUGUAAAUCAUACUCAGGCAUGUGAAAUUAUACAGGUCGGUGCUUUAGCUGGAACUGGCCUCACGAUACAAAUGUAGUAACGGUGCAUCUCCAUAGGUGGCCUACAUUGACCAUCUUAUGCACGCUCUUCAUGCAGCGAUCAUCCUUCAUACAAAUUAAGGAAACAAAAUACCCCGAGCUUCUUUUAGCUAUUCGAAAUGGCCGCUCUCAAGGGUUGGAUAUCAUCACAGCCUGUGAACCUUUCUCAACCGCUAAUAUUAUCGAGCGAUUGGUAUUACAGCACCACUCUUACGGUGUGGUGAUCGCUACUCGAAGCGUUUCCUUCUGUCUUAUCUUCUUCUCGUUGCCCAAUUUCUUAAACCUGAGGUAGCGCCAA
Molecule: messenger RNA, 1232 nt
Organism: Alternaria rosae
Lineage: Eukaryota; Fungi; Ascomycota; Dothideomycetes; Pleosporales; Pleosporaceae
Exons: 1
Coding region: 182-862 (226 amino acids)
Biological process (GO): iron-sulfur cluster assembly
Cellular component (GO): mitochondrion
Molecular function (GO): 4 iron, 4 sulfur cluster binding; iron ion binding; 2 iron, 2 sulfur cluster binding
Source: RefSeq, a predicted model, not a curated record